AUGUCCCCUACUAAACGCUUAAAGAAUCUUGGUUUGGCGAAAGAAUACGCAUGGGUAAAUGUUACCUCGCGGAAUGCUCUUGGGCUAUUGACAAGAACCACUUCGUGGUUCCCUGGAGCAAAAUAUCGAAUUAGAUCCGCAUCAGGAAAUUUCUUCAUCCAUACCAAGGCAAUCGAAUUCGGACAGGAAGCGCCCACUGGGCGGAUUAACCAAUGCGCAUUUGUCGAAACACUCUGCUGGCCAAGUAUUCCAUAUGACAUAUUAAAGGCCUUCAAAUGGAAACGGGCGUCAAAUAUCCCUGAAAAGCAAACUGUAGUCAACAGACAAACUGCGGUUGACAGACCCUUGAGGAUUGCGACAAACUACGAUAUCACCACCGGGUAUAUUUACCGAGCGUCAGGGCAAAAAACAUUCGACAAGAGUCGACAAUGCGAAUUAGUCAAAGACGUAGCGACGGAUUUGAUGUCCGCAUUUAGUUUGGUUCUCAAGAAUAAUAUUGGAUCUAUGGGUACCAAGGCCAAAUAA
Histoplasma mississippiense is the source of this 525-nucleotide messenger RNA. RefSeq lists its product with no specific name. Bases 1 to 525 code for a protein of 174 amino acids. The transcript has 4 exons. NCBI's taxonomy places the organism in Eukaryota, Fungi, Ascomycota, Eurotiomycetes, Onygenales, Ajellomycetaceae. The record is from RefSeq and is a predicted model, not a curated record.